AUGAGCCAGGCGUCCCUCCGUAUGGGCCUCCGCGCCCCUUCCGCGGCCGCGGCCACCUCCCGCCGCGCCGCUUCGCGGAUCGUGCCGCGCGCGGCCACUGCCAAGGUCUCGUUCACGCUGCCCCUCCAUGUGGAGUUUGGCACUGAGGUCGCUCUCGUUGGCUCCAGCCCCGUCCUGGGCGAGUGGGAUGCGACGUCCGCUGUGCCCCUCAACUGGACCGAGGGCGACGUCUGGACGGCAGAGGCCGAGGUCCCAGUCGGCUCGAGCGUCGAGUACAAGUACAUCAUCCGCGUCCCCGAGGACGGCAAGGUCCUGGAGUGGCAGCCCACCCCCGCCAACCUCGUGCUCUCCAUCCCGGAGGCCGGCCCCGUGGCCGUGACCGACGACUGGGAGGGAGCCGCCCACGAGGUCGUCGUAGGCGCCGCUGCUGUUGCGCCUGCCGCUGCCGCGCCCGCGGCCGAGGACGUCAUCCCUGAGGCGCCCGAGGUCGCGGCGGAGGUGGCUGCGGCGCCCGAGCCGGAGCCCGCCGUCGCGGCGCUCGCGGCCGAGCCCGCCGCCGAGGCCGCGCCGGCGCCGGCGCCGGCCGCGGAGGAGGUUGUGCUGGCGGCGGAGGCUGCGCCUGUCGCCGCCGUCGCCGCGCCAGCUGUGGCCGAGGCCGCGCCGGCCCCCGCAGCGGAGGAGGCGCCCGCCGCGCCCGUGUUCAAGGUGGGUGACGUGGCUUUUAUUGGCAGCCUGCUCGGGCGAGGGGCCCCUGGCGCGCAGUGA
Monoraphidium neglectum is the source of this 765-nucleotide messenger RNA. RefSeq lists its product as hypothetical. Gene Ontology annotation, molecular function: starch binding. The record is from RefSeq and is a predicted model, not a curated record. The transcript has 3 exons. Lineage: Eukaryota; Viridiplantae; Chlorophyta; Chlorophyceae; Sphaeropleales; Selenastraceae. Bases 1 to 765 code for a protein of 254 amino acids. Gene Ontology annotation, cellular component: membrane.